Pelodiscus sinensis (Chinese soft-shelled turtle) is the source of this 819-nucleotide messenger RNA. Lineage: Eukaryota; Metazoa; Chordata; Testudines; Trionychidae. The record is from RefSeq and is a predicted model, not a curated record.
AUGGAUGUGGGAAACUGGACGUCCGUCUCUGAGUUUGUGCUCCUGGGACUCUCCGAACAGCAGGACCUGCUGAUCAUCGUGGUGCUCCUGGUCACCUAUUUAGUGAACCUGGCAGGCAACUCCCUGCUGCUGGGGCUGGUGGUGACUGACCCCGAGCUCUGCAGCCCCAUGUAUUUUCUCCUCAGCCACCUGGCAGUGGUGGACAUGAGCUUCGCUUCCAUCUCCCUGCCCCACUCCCUGGUACACGCCCUGACCCAGCACCGGGCCGUCUCCUUCACCAGCUGCAUGGCCCAGCUCUUCAUGUUCUUCUCUGUGGGCAACAUGGAGAACUACCUGCUGGCUGCCAUGGCCUACGACCGCUACGUGGCCGUCUGCGACCCGCUGCGCUACGCCGCCGUGGUGACACGGUCCCUGUGCCUCAAGAUGGUGGCUGCUUCAUGGGCCGUGGUGAUUGCACACGCCCUGCUGCACACUGUCAUGGCUGCCAAUCUGCGCUACUGCAGCAAUCGCCUGCAGCAUUUCUUCUGUGACAUACGGCCCCUCCUGCUCCUCUCCUGCGCCCGGCCUUGUGACAUGCGGCCCCUCCUGCUCCUCUCUUGUGCCCGGCCCAUCACCACUGAGAUGGUGACCUACACUGUGGGUUUCUCGGUGUGGCUGAGCCCUUUCGCCUUCAUCCUGGCCUCCUAUGUCCGCAUUGGGGUUGCUGUGGCCCGUCUGCGCUCUGCCCAAGGCUUGAGCAAGGCCCUCUCCACCUGCGGCUCCCACCUGACCAUGGUGUUGCUCACAUUCAGCAUCGUGAUGUGGCUCUAUUUCCACUAA